GAAAGUGAAAUCAGCUGAUAGUGACAUCAGUCAGAACAAAUGUACCAAAGUUCAGAGAGCUGUUUACUAGGCACAACUGUGAAUGCGAGAGGGCGCCAGCUCAGGACUGCAUCCUCCUGCCAUUUCCCUUCCACUCCUCCUUUCUGGGGUCUGACAUUAGAAAGCCAGCGAGAAGGAAGAUUCAAAUAACCAACCCUAAUUUCCUGCUUCUCCUUUUCAUUGUUCCUGUGGGCUCCUCACCUGCUUUCUGUCCCCCCGCAGAGGGCAGGAGAGAUGGCCAGGCCAAGGCCUCGGUGGGGCGACCAGCCGCCAUUCAUGAGCAUCAUUGUCCUCACAGUUGUGGUCAUCUGCCUGAUGUUCUACGCUCUCCUCUGGAAGUCUGGGGACCUCAUUGACCUGCCCAACCUGCGAAUAGGCUUCUACAACUUCUGCCUGUGGAAUGAGGAUGCUGGCAGCCUACAGUGUCACCAGUUCCCUGAGCUGGAGGCCCUGGGGGUGCCUCUGGUUGGCCUGGCCCUGGCCAGGCUUGGCGUGUACGGGGCCCUGGUCCUCACCCUCUUUUCCUUUCAGCCUCUCCUCCUAGCCUGGUGCAAUGGUAAUGACAGAGAGUGGCAGCUAGCAGUGGGCUUCCUGGCUGCGUCCUCCAUGCUGCUGGCCAGCGGCCUGGGCCUCUUCCUCUUCUAUGUGUGGAAGUGGGUCAGGCUCUCCCUCCCGGGGCCUGGGUUUCUAGCUCUGGGCAGCGCCCAGGCCUUACUCAUCCUCUUGUUAAUGGAAACGGUUAUGUUCCCUCUAAGGGCUUAGAGGGCUUACAGUGAGCUUGAGAGCUGCUAAAGGCUUAUGUGAUUGCAAGGGUUCAGUUCCAACCAUGGUCGGAGGUGACACAUCUGUUCAGCCAUCUCAUUUUAUAGCUAACACUGAUCUCCAGCUCCAGCAGAUGCAACCUACUGCAGAGGAGGUGGGGCCCCCGUGUCAAAGAGGCCAAGGGGCAGCAAGGGCAGCCAGGGCACCUGCGGCUUCUUAGUAUAGGAUUGUCUGUCCUUCACAACUUCCAAGGCUCCCAAGGACUCCCUAAAACCACGCAGCUCAUUGUCAUACCAAUUCCUGCUUUAAUUAAUGGGUCUGAGCAAAUCUUCCUCUAGCUUCAGGAGGGUGGGGAGGGAGUGAUUCCUGUCAUGAGGUCAGAAUUCCAGGCUGAUUCACCAAAUGCCAAACUGAAACCUAGCAAAGACUUAUGGAAACAAAUGAGGAUAUUAAAAGAGCGAGCACCUCAGUGCCUCUAGGGGCCUGCUUAAGGAGCUUCCGCUCAGCCCACGAUGGUGAGUGGGCCACCAUAAGCCGUCACUGGGAUUCCAACCCCAGAGGUCCAGGAGUGAUCUCUGAGUGACUCAACAAAGACAGGACACAUGAAGCACAAAGACAAGCCUUGGUUGCUUCAAAGCUUCCCUGGACUUGAAGCCAGUCAGGGCAGAGGUAUCCGCUGGCAAAUCACUCCCAUGAUGAGACCCUGGAGGACACCAAAUCCUCAGUGUGAUCAGGACUGGACGGUUGCACACAUACAAAUGCUGCCACCCUCCACUUCUCAACCCGGAACUGGGAAAGACAUUAGCACAACUUAAGCACUGGGGAAUUGUGUGUAUUUUCCAGCACCUGCGCAUUGGAAAACCUGUAUGGCAAAUGAUUCACUCAUUUAUUCCUGUCCAAAGCCACACUGAAAACAAAGACAGAAACAUGUA
Molecule: messenger RNA, 1733 nt
Organism: Cercocebus atys (sooty mangabey)
Lineage: Eukaryota; Metazoa; Chordata; Mammalia; Primates; Cercopithecidae
Gene: TMEM140
Product: transmembrane protein 140
Exons: 2
Coding region: 274-801 (175 amino acids)
Source: RefSeq, a predicted model, not a curated record